Molecule: messenger RNA, 975 nt
Organism: Arvicola amphibius (Eurasian water vole)
Lineage: Eukaryota; Metazoa; Chordata; Mammalia; Rodentia; Cricetidae
Gene: B3gat2
Product: beta-1,3-glucuronyltransferase 2
Exons: 4
Coding region: 1-975 (324 amino acids)
Biological process (GO): chondroitin sulfate proteoglycan biosynthetic process; carbohydrate metabolic process
Cellular component (GO): Golgi membrane
Molecular function (GO): galactosylgalactosylxylosylprotein 3-beta-glucuronosyltransferase activity
Source: RefSeq, a predicted model, not a curated record
AUGAAGUCGGCGCUUUGUAGCCGCUUCUUUAUCCUCCUGCCCUGGAUCCUGAUCGUCAUCAUUAUGCUGGACGUGGAUCCCCGCAGGCCCGCGCCCCAACUCACUUCGCGCCCUUACUUCUCUCCCCACACAGUGGGCUGCGGGGGUUCCCGAGUCCCGCUCCGACGGAGCAGCCUAGGGCGUGACGCUGCCGAGAAGCGCAACGAGUCCCGGCCUCCGCUGCAGCCGGAGCCGCGGUUGCCCACCAUCUAUGCCAUCACGCCCACCUACAGCCGCCCGGUGCAGAAAGCCGAGCUGACCCGCCUGGCCAACACGUUCCGCCAGGUGGCGCAGCUGCACUGGAUCCUGGUGGAGGAUCGAGCCACACGCAGCGAGCUGGUGAGCAGCUUCCUAGCGCGGGCCGGGUUGCCCAACACGCACCUGCACGUGCCCACGCCGCGGCGCUACAAGCGACCGUGGCUGCCGCGCGCCACGGAACAACGCAACGCGGGCCUCGCCUGGCUGCGCCAGAGGCAUCAGCACCAGAGCGCGCAGCCCGGAGUGCUCUUCUUCGCCGACGACGACAACACCUACAGUCUGGAGCUCUUUCAGGAGAUGAGGACCACCCGCAAGGUUUCCGUCUGGCCUGUGGGCCUAGUUGGCGGGCGACGCUAUGAACGUCCGCUGGUGAAAAAUGGCAAAGUUGUCGGCUGGUACACCGGGUGGAGAGAAGACAGGCCUUUUGCCAUCGACAUGGCAGGAUUUGCUGUGAGUCUGCAAGUCAUCUUGUCCAAUCCUAAAGCUGUAUUUAAGCGCCGUGGAUCCCAACCAGGGAUGCAAGAAUCUGACUUUCUAAAGCAGAUAACAACAGUUGAAGAACUGGAACCAAAAGCUAGUAACUGCACCAAGGUUCUCGUGUGGCACACUCGGACAGAGAAGGUCAAUCUAGCCAAUGAGCCAAAGUACCACCUGGACACAGUGAACAUUGAGGUGUAG